This is a messenger RNA of Hippopotamus amphibius kiboko, 2448 nucleotides long. It is a transcript of the gene NBDY, whose product is annotated as negative regulator of P-body association. The coding region runs from base 521 to 727 and encodes 68 amino acids. Lineage: Eukaryota; Metazoa; Chordata; Mammalia; Artiodactyla; Hippopotamidae. The record is from RefSeq and is a predicted model, not a curated record. The transcript has 14 exons.
GAGCUGCUGGGAGAGCGCGCGGUGGGAUCCUACGGCGGCGGCGGUCGCGGCGGCGGCCCAGAGACGUGAGCGCCGAGACCUCGGCCCGCGGCCUACACGGAGCCCUCUCUCCACCGGAGGACCAGGGAUACGCACUCUUCAACACAGAGAGGAAGUUUAGAACAUAUAUAUCCCCAAAUCCUAUUGGAUUUUGAGAAGAAUUACAUUGAAUGUGUAGAUUGACAUAGGAAGAAUUGACAUUUUUACAGGACUGGAUUUUCCCCUGAAGAAUGUGAGAAAUUGAAACAGAUGGAGUACUAACAAAUUCAGAGUUAAAAGAUUAAGGGCCCUCUGAAGCAUCCCAAGAUGCAGUGAAAAGAACUUCAUUUAGAAUUUGACUUCAGGAAGUAUUAAAGCAAGAAGCCCAUCCAUAGACCUCUGGAACCCACCCCCCAGUUGAACAUCCCCCUACUGGAUCAUGAGCACACCCAAAGGCCCAGGGCCCACCGGAGAGAGCUGACACCCGGGUCCUGUAAUCCUUAUGGGGGACCAACCUUGUACCUCCGGGAGAUCUACGCUCCCGCCUGGAAACACGCGGGAAAUCAAGCCGCCAAAAAAGCGCUGCCUCCUAGCUCCACGGUGGGAUUAUCCAGAAGGAACCCCCAACGGAGGUAGUACCCCUCUCCCUUCCACACCUCCGCCAGCAUCACCGGGCCUGAAGUCGCACGCACCUCCUCCGGAGAAGUAGUACAACAUACUUCUUCCACCCCAAACCAGUCUUUGAGGGAUUGCAGUAUGACUCCAUUUCCUUGGUGCAUUCAUAAAAUAGUUUACUCAGUGAAGACAGUGAAGAUUAUUGACAACGCUACCCUGCUUUUUCUGAUGUCCUGUACCAGGAAGUUGUGAUUUUUAAGUCUCCCUAGGUGUGUAGAGCGAGCAGGAGGGAGCUCCACAGGAAAGCAAACCCGCGUCCCAGGGAUUUCCCACACUCAGAAGUAUCUUAAGGACUCUUAGGAUUGAGGAGUGGCUGUUUCGGACAUUCUUCUACGCCAAGCUGUCCCGCGAAGUAGGCCAACCUUUGAAAUUGGUGAGAGAAACCAAACUCACGGGAAACAGCCCAUGAAAACCAAAGUCACCACCUUCCUGUCAGUCUCCCUAGGUGUGUAGAGCGAGCAGGAGGGAGCUCCACAGGAAAGCAAACCCGCGUCCCAGGGAUUUCCCACACUCAGAAGUAUCUUAAGGACUCUUAGGAUUGAGGAGUGGCUGUUUCGGACAUUCUUCUACGCCAAGCUGUCCCGCGAAGUAGGCCAACCUUUGAAAUUGGUGAGAGAAACCAAACUCACGGGAAACAGCCCAUGAAAACCAAAGUCACCACCUUCCUGUCAGUCUCCCUAGGUGUGUAGAGCGAGCAGGAGGGAGCUCCACAGGAAAGCAAACCCGCGUCCCAGGGAUUUCCCACACUCAGAAGUAUCUUAAGGACUCUUAGGAUUGAGGAGUGGCUGUUUCGGACAUUCUUCUACGCCAAGCUGUCCCGCGAAGUAGGCCAACCUUUGAAAUUGGUGAGAGAAACCAAACUCACGGGAAACAGCCCAUGAAAACCAAAGUCACCACCUUCCUGUCAGUCUCCCUAGGUGUGUAGAGCGAGCAGGAGGGAGCUCCACAGGAAAGCAAACCCGCGUCCCAGGGAUUUCCCACACUCAGAAGUAUCUUAAGGACUCUUAGGAUUGAGGAGUGGCUGUUUCGGACAUUCUUCUACGCCAAGCUGUCCCGCGAAGUAGGCCAACCUUUGAAAUUGGUGAGAGAAACCAAACUCACGGGAAACAGCCCAUGAAAACCAAAGUCACCACCUUCCUGUCAGUCUCCCUAGGUGUGUAGAGCGAGCAGGAGGGAGCUCCACAGGAAAGCAAACCCGCGUCCCAGGGAUUUCCCACACUCAGAAGUAUCUUAAGGACUCUUAGGAUUGAGGAGUGGCUGUUUCGGACAUUCUUCUACGCCAAGCUGUCCCGCGAAGUAGGCCAACCUUUGAAAUUGGUGAGAGAAACCAAACUCACGGGAAACAGCCCAUGAAAACCAAAGUCACCACCUUCCUGUCAGUCUCCCUAGGUGUGUAGAGCGAGCAGGAGGGAGCUCCACAGGAAAGCAAACCCGCGUCCCAGGGAUUUCCCACACUCAGAAGUAUCUUAAGGACUCUUAGGAUUGAGGAGUGGCUGUUUCGGACAUUCUUCUACGCCAAGCUGUCCCGCGAAGUAGGCCAACCUUUGAAAUUGGUGAGAGAAACCAAACUCACGGGAAACAGCCCAUGAAAACCAAAGUCACCACCUUCCUGUCAGUCUCCCUAGGUGUGUAGAGCGAGCAGGAGGGAGCUCCACAGGAAAGCAAACCCGCGUCCCAGGGAUUUCCCACACUCAGAAGUAUCUUAAGGACUCUUAGGAUUGAGGAGUGGCUGUUUCGGACAUUCUUCUACGCCAA